GCUUGAAGACAAUUAUAUCAGUAGGCUAAGUAAACAUUGGUGGGUGGACUAUGUCACCAAGGCUAGUGGAUUAAAAAUGAUUUGAAAUGGCUUUCUUCCAGUGAGUCUCAGCCAAAGUUUCUUCUUACACUGUCGUGCGCGUGUUUUUGACUCAUUACGGGCCGUUUUUGGAGUAUAAAUGCUGAGUUGGGAAUUUCAGUAAACUGCUCUGACUCUGACAGCAGCGAAGCGCGCGCCGCAGAGAUGGCGAGGCUCGCUCUAUUUGUCUGUCUUUCCUUCGCGCUAGAGGCGCAAAUGAUAAACGGUCAACUUACGAAUGAAAUCAAAGGCGUGAACAAGACAGAACAAAUGCAAACGACCGUUAAUGCUUCCUUUACAAAUGCACUUGGUGAUUUGAAUGAAAUUACUGAAUUCAAAACCACCGCUGCGCCUGUAUCAAACAGCAAGUCUACGACAGAGGCGCAAAUUCUGCAGGAUCGGGAUAAGAAGCCAAAAGACAACGUGCAUCAAAGUGAAGGAGCUGGGACAGUCCAGCGUGAAGUCGUCUGUCCUCCCCUUGGCCUGAAGUCCUUGAGGGUGAAGGACUUCCAGCUCUCUGCCUCCUCCUCUGAACGCAGCGGCCUCGGACCCCAGCGUGGACGCCUCAACAUACAGGCUGGUUUAGAUGAUGGUGACGAGUAUGAUGGCGCCUGGUGUGCGUCCGUGAAGGACAAGAAUCAGUGGCUGCAAGUGGAUGCCCUUAGACCCACAUUAUUCACUGGAGUCGUCUUACAAGGGAGAAACUCCAUCUGGAGCUGGAACUUUGUGGAAUCAUAUAAGAUCCAGAUCAGUAAUGAUACGGAGACCUGGGCCACCUGCAUGAAUGGCACAGCGGAGGCGGUGUUUAAAGGGAAUAAUGACAUUGAGACUCCAGUACUGGGGCUGUUGCCCGUCCCCAUGAUUGGGCAGUUCCUGCGGAUCAACCCCCAGAGCUGGUUCAUCAAUGGCAGUGUGUGUCUGCGGGCGGAGGUGCUGGCAUGUCCUCUUCCAGAUCCAGACCUGCCAGAUCCUGAGACUGUAUCUACAGAUCACCUGGAUUUUAGGCAUCACAACUAUAAAGAGAUGAGGAAGCUGAUGAAGGAAGUUCAUGAUCAGUGUCCAGACAUCACCCGUAUCUACACCAUCGGAAAGAGCUACACUGGCUUAAAGCUCUACGUCAUGGAGAUCUCCGACAACCCUGGCAAACAUGAACUAGGUGAGCCGGAGUUCCGCUACGUUGCUAAUAUGCACGGUAACGAGGUGGUGGGGCGCGAGCUGGUCCUGAACCUCAUGCAGUACAUCUGCCGCGAGUACAAGAAGAACAACGAGAGGGUCGUCCGCCUGGUCAAAAUGACACGCAUCCAUCUGCUGCCGUCCAUGAACCCCGAUGGCUACGAGCAGGCCUUUAAGAAGGGUUCCGAGCUGGCUGGUUGGGCUGACGGUCGCUAUAGCUACGAAGGCAUCGACAUGAACCACAACUUUGCUGACCUCAACAACAUCAUGUGGGAUGAGAAGGAGGUGGCCGUGGACAAGAAGAAAGUCAGCAACCAUUACAUCCCUCUGCCAGAGUACUACACACAAGAGAACGCCACAGUGGCCCCGGAGACGCGUGCGGUGAUCAGCUGGAUGCAAGCCAUCCCCUUCGUCCUGAGCGCCAAUCUCCACGGCGGCGAGCUGGUGGUCACUUACCCGUACGACUGCACUCGCAACUGGAUCCCCCGGGCCGACACGCCCACCGCCGACAACGAGUUCUUCCGCUGGCUCGCCAUGGUGUACGCCUCCUCCAACCGGGUCAUGGCCAACCACGACAGACGCAUCUGUCACUACGAGGACUUUCUGACGGACCACAACAACAUUAUUAACGGAGCCGACUGGCACACGUUACCGGGGAGUAUGAACGAUUUUAGCUACCUCCACACCAACUGUUUUGAGGUGACAGUGGAGUUGUCCUGUGAUAAAUAUCCCCAUGCUAGUGAGCUACCAACGGAAUGGUACAACAAUAAAGAAGCCUUGCUGCUAUAUAUGGAACAGGUGCACAGGGGAAUUAAAGGUUUAGUGAGAGACCGCGAGACGAAGGCCGGGAUCUCAGACGCCAUCAUCAAAGUGAAGGAUCUGGACCAUGACGUGCGAUCUGCGGCCGGCGGUGACUUCUGGCGUCUGCUGAACCCCGGUGAGUAUGUGGUGACGGCCUGGGCCCACGGCUACCUCCCCUCUACCAGGAAGUGCCACGUGGGCUCCGACUCCCGGCCCACGCUGUGCGGCUUCGUCCUGGCCAAGUCGCCGCAGCAGCGGGCACUGGAGGCCCGCGCCAAGGGCAAGGGCAGGGUGUCGGCGAAGGACCUCCAGCUGCGUCUGCGCGACGAACAGGUGCGGAAACUACGCAUCUCCACCAAACGCCUCAAUCAGCGCCGGAUGAAGCAGCAGAAGAGAGCGCAGAGGAGACGAUAGGUGCCUCUCAUGCAGCGUUUAUACGUCCUCCCUCGCUCCUCGGGUCUCGAUCCUCACUGAUCUACAUAAAGAAUGAUGGGGGUGAAACAAUGGGAUAGCCUAUCCAGUGUUAGUUAAAAAUCAGUGGGAACGCCCCUCGAGGAUCGAGGUGGCAUGUUGAGAGGCACCCCAUGAGGGAUGAUCACAGCCACAGGGAAAACAAUGGUGGAAAUGACUGCAGAGUACUCUAUUCUCUGUGUAACUGCAAUGUAAACGUGUAUAUAGCUACAACAACUGCUCUUAGUUCUUCUGCAACUCAAACAAUCUUAAAGCACAGAGCUGGCCUCUUUUUAAAAGUAGGGUGAUUUAUUAGUUUGAAACAUUCUCCUCAACUGUGAAAAUGUCAUUAAAAUAUAUAUUAU
Messenger RNA from Sardina pilchardus (European sardine), 2867 nucleotides. RefSeq names its product carboxypeptidase X (M14 family), member 1a (gene cpxm1a). Gene Ontology annotation, molecular function: zinc ion binding; metallocarboxypeptidase activity. The record is from RefSeq and is a predicted model, not a curated record. The coding region runs from base 244 to 2466 and encodes 740 amino acids. Gene Ontology annotation, biological process: peptide metabolic process; protein processing. The transcript is spliced from 13 exons. NCBI's taxonomy places the organism in Eukaryota, Metazoa, Chordata, Actinopteri, Clupeiformes, Clupeidae.